AUGAGUGGCAACAGGAGGAGCUUCGCAGAGGCGGCGGUGAACGGCGAGGCGGCGGCGCGCCGCGCCAGCGCCAGCUCGCUGGGUGGCGCGGGGGCGGCGCUCACCGUCACCACGGCGCAGGGCGUGCUGCGGGGGCGGCGCGCCAGGGCGCCCUCUGGCGCCGUCUACUGCGCCUUCCAGGGCAUCCCGUACGCCAAGCCGCCCGUUCGCGAACUGCGUUUCAAGCCGCCGCAGCCUGCCGAGAAGUGGACGAGCAUACGGAACGCGACGGAGGAGGGUCCGGUGGCGCCGCAGGUGAACCUCUACACCGGCAGGCUGGAGGGCGACGAGGACUGCCUCUACCUCAACGUCUACACGCCAAACCCUCCCAAGGGUUCGAUGCCCGUGAUGGUGUGGAUCCACGGCGGCGGCUUCUUCAGUGGCAGUGGCAACGCAGACAUCCACGGUCCGGAGUACCUGGUGGAGCACGGCGUCGUCGUCGUCACCUUCAACUACCGCCUCGGCGUUCUUGGUUUCAUGAGUACGGGAGACAACGUGGUUCCUGGUAACAUGGGCCUCAAGGACCAGGUGAUGGCUCUCCGCUGGGUCAAGGACCACAUCGCCAAUUUCGGCGGUGACCCCAAAAACGUCACCAUCUUCGGCCAAGACGCGGGAGCGUGGUCUUGCCAUGCUCAUAUGUUGUCACCUAUGUCUAGAGGCCUGUUCCAGCGCGUCAUCGCCAUGAGCGGCAGUACGCUGGUGCCCGCCGCCUUCUCGACCGCCGUGCCGGAACGUACAUUCGUGUUGGCCGAGCACUUGGGACUGCGCACGCGCAGUUCUGAGGAGGUGCUCAUGUACUUGAUGGAGUUCCCCGCCAAGGCCUUCGUUGAGGACAUGCGCCACGCGCUCGCGCCAGAGGACAAGGAGCGCACGGUGGUCCCGUUCGUGAUGACGGCGGAGCCGCCAGACGCGGAGGGGGGCGCCUUCCUGACGAAGCCGCCCGCCGAGCUGCUGCGCGCCGGCAGGGCCCACCGCGUGCCGCUGCUCACCGGCGUCACCGCCCUAGAAGGCGCCGUCUUCCUCGUCAAGAACGUCCGUAAUGUCAUCAACGCCACGGCGAACCUCGACAUGAGCUUCCAGCGGCUGGUCCCCCAGGACUUCAACGGCCGCAAGGAGGACCGCAUUGCCCUCUGUCGUGAGAUGAAAAACUUCUACUACGGUGACGAGCCCGUAUCUUCUGAUAACUUGGGGCCGUAUGUUAACUGGAGAGGUGUCAGCACCAUCGUGGAGAAGAGCAGGUCUCCUGGAGUGGGACGGCAGAUUCAAGAGUUGGCUCUGGUGGCGGCAGAGACCUGGAUCUAG
This is a messenger RNA of Schistocerca americana (American grasshopper), 1341 nucleotides long. RefSeq names its product putative inactive carboxylesterase 4. NCBI's taxonomy places the organism in Eukaryota, Metazoa, Arthropoda, Insecta, Orthoptera, Acrididae. The transcript has 9 exons. The record is from RefSeq and is a predicted model, not a curated record. The coding region runs from base 1 to 1341 and encodes 446 amino acids.